This is a messenger RNA of Pseudophryne corroboree (corroboree frog), 4343 nucleotides long. RefSeq names its product G protein-coupled receptor 27 (gene GPR27). Bases 449 to 1561 code for a protein of 370 amino acids. The transcript has a single exon. Lineage: Eukaryota; Metazoa; Chordata; Amphibia; Anura; Myobatrachidae. Gene Ontology annotation, cellular component: plasma membrane. Gene Ontology annotation, biological process: G protein-coupled receptor signaling pathway. The record is from RefSeq and is a predicted model, not a curated record. Gene Ontology annotation, molecular function: G protein-coupled receptor activity.
UAUCUACACAGUGUGAUCUCUACAUUGCCUUGUUUUCCCAUUCCCAUUUAUUUCCUAUAGCAGGCAUCUUCACAGCAGCAUUCUGACGAGCAGCAGCACUACACGUCUACGGGGAAGGGCAGAGAAGGAGAACAUCUAUCAUCCAUUGAUGCGUGACACUAGCAGCGAUCGCAGGGAGAUGACAUCAAUGUACCUGCUGCUGCCGCCUCCGUGCAUGCCCGGCUCCCGGGGAAUGGCACCAGUGCCAGAGGAUAGAUGAUGGCCCUGCUGCAAUCAGACGUGGGCUUUGUGUGUAUCUAGCGCACAGUGCAUACUGUGGCUUCACCUUGCAACAUUAUUGCUACGGUGCCUGGGCUGCCUGCCUGCCUGCUGCUGCUGCUGGGGAUGAUGAUCGCAUUCCUUAUCUGCACAUGAGUUGGAAGGGAUCCUUUUGGCUGCAGCUGUCUCCAUGGCUGGUCAGGAGCUGGAGAAGAGCAACGCAUCCAUCCUGCCCAGCGACCUCAGCCCUGGCACAGUGGGCAAACUGGCAUCCCUGGGCAUCAUCGCCUGCGUGAGCCUGCUUGGCAAUCUGCUCUUUGCCCUCCUCACCCUGCGGGACCGGAGCCUGCACAGAGCCCCCUAUUACCUGAUGCUAGACCUAUGCCUGGGCGAUGCCAUCCGCUGCCUGCUUUGUUUCCCCUUGGUGCUGAAAUCCAUCAGCAGCGGGUCUCAGUGGGCGCACAGCAAGCGGAGCUGCAGGAUCAUGGCCUUUGGCUCCGUCCUGCUCUGCUUCCACGCCGCCUUCAUGCUGCUGUCCAUCAGCCUGACAAGGUACAUGGCCAUAGCCCACCACCGCUUCUACUGCAAGAGGAUGAAGGGCUGGGCAUGUGCCAUGGUUAUUGCCAUGGCCUGGAUCCUCUCUAUGGCCAUGGCCUUGCCCCCAGUCUUCGAGGUGGGCACCUACAAGUUCAUCAGGGAGGAGGACCAGUGCACCUUUGAGCACCGCUAUGUCAAAGCCAAUGACAGCCUGGGCUUCCUGCUCAUGCUGGCCUUCAUCGUGGGUGCUACUCAUUUCAUCUACAUGAAGCUGCUGUUCUUUAUCUAUGACCACCGCAAAAUGAAGCCAGCCCAGCUAACCCCAGCCAUCAGCCAGAACUGGAGCUUCCAUGGGCCUGGGGCUGCUGGGCAGGCAGCUGCCAACUGGAUUGCAGGGUUCGGGAGGGGCCCCACGCCACCCACCCUGGUGGGCAUGAGGCAGACCACUCAGAACCAGAUCAAAAGGCUGCUGGUGCUGGAGGAAUUCAAGCAAGAGAAGAGGCUCUGCAAGAUGUUCUAUGUCAUCACCUUCCUCUUCCUCCUCCUCUGGGCCCCUUACCUGGUGGCCUGCUACAUGAGGGUCUUCCUGAGGUCUGCCCCCCUGCCCCAGGGCUACCUGACGGUAGCAGUCUGGCUGACAUUUGCCCAGGCUGGGGUUAACCCCAUUGUCUGCUUCAUGCUGAACAAAGAAGUCAGGUUGUGCUUGAGGGCUUUUCUGCCUUGCAGGAAUCCACAGACACAAAGGGAACCAUAUAUUGACACAUAGCCUGGAUAAGAUUGAUCCAUUGUAACCUCUCAAUUUCUACACCUGUGUAUUUGGAAUAUGCAAAGAGAUCAUGUUUCAUUAUAACCAAUCUCAGCGAAAGAUGAUGUUUGGGUGAGAUAGUGACACACUGCACCAGUGUUUGUCAUGCAAUGAUUUUCUGGGUUUUUAUUUGUUGCAUAGGCAUAGUAUAUCAUUCUGGUGUCUUUCUGGGUGCAGUGUUGUGUGCUGGAAGGUAAAUUAGCUACUAGCAUAUAUAGAUCAGUACACCUUUCACCUGUGUGUCCAGGAAACAGAAAUCCAUGGAGGAUACAUUGUGGAGAUCUGCCUGAUGCAGAACCCUACUGGCUCUGAGCUGCUGUGCCAAUCACUCUUUUUGUGAAAUUAUUCUCUAUUAUGUAUGCAGUUGGUGUCCCCUGACAUCAUCAUACAUUUCUAGGUCUUAUUGGGAAACCUCAUAUGAGAUGUGCACAGUGAUGAGGAAAUUCCUGUGUUUGUAAAUGACAAUUUGUAGAUUGGAUCACCUGCAAUAUGUGCAAAGCAUUUUGUAAAUAGUUAAUCAUCUGUUUUUACGUCUUAAUACGUUAGCAACCUAGACUUUAGAUUUGCAUAACACUGGUUUCUUUUGGAUAGCCUUCUUUGGUUGUGUGGACAGGUUAUGAGAGGUUGCUAUGGGUUUUUUUUAGUUUGUAAUUAACUGCUAUUACUGUUUAAUGAAAAUUUCUCUAUGUCCCAAAAUAUUAAUAUAGGUUAACGGGGACACUGGGCAGCUGAUGAUGUAUUAUAACAACAGGGGAAAAGAUUACAUUGUACUGUAUAAAUGAAAACUUAACUUACAAUAGUGACACUCCCAACAUGAAUAUUGAUAACAUAUAGUGGGUCCAAUAAUUGUUUAUGAUCCUCUUUAAAGACAGGCUAAUGCAAUUCCGUACAUUGUAUCAAGAGACCACUAAAUGUACAAAUAGGUUUACAAAUAUAUUUGCUAAAGAUUCAGCAACUCAUAAGAAUUAAGAGGCCCAUUUAUCAAGUGAUAAAACUCGUUGUGAAUGAUAAAACUUGUUGCGUAUGAUAAAUGGUGCUCCAGCCAAUCACCUCCCAACUGUCAUUUUGCAAACACAUGACAGGAGCUGAACACAUGACAGUUGGGAGCUGAUUGGCUGGGGUACCAUAUAUAAUACGCAAUGAGUUUUAUUAUUCACAGUGAGUUUUAGCACUCGUUGAUAAAUGGACACCAUAAUAUCCGAAAUGACAGUAUGAGUCUUGGACCAUAGGGCAAAUUAUUUUGUUUUCAACCUGUAUUCCAUGUUGUGCCCUUUACCAACCAAAAGUGCCAGAUCUAUUUGUUACGUGGUAAAGGGAAGGUGUAAGUUGAAAAAUAGUAGACUUUAGAAUUUGGCAGGAGUUUCUGUGUAUUGGGCUGUACACUACAACUUGAUUUAUCAUUAUUCCUUCUGUCAGUAUUUUUCACCGAUGACUUUGUAUCAUCCAGGCAUAGUUUUUUAAUGUUGCACAUGGCUAUAUCACAUCAUUUUGUGUAUCAGAGGUACUGUAUUCUGUAUUUUGCCCCUGGGCAAUGGAGAUAAGAACUCCACCUGGCAAAUAUAAAAGACUUGUUGAAAGCACAGAAGUGAGUCAGUAACAUAGAACAAAGCCAAGUUGCUUAUAUAAGUUAAAAACAAAAUUAUCUGAAGUUGGGAUUCGCAGUAAGAAUGUCUUUUUUUUGUUUACCUGAAGGGGCCAAUGGAUCAUAUCGGAAUAAUUUCUUGCAGAAUAUAUAUUAAUUCAGUAUAAAUGUGAGAUUCACACAGAUUUUUGUUUUGGUGGGAGAACACUUUUGGAAUAGUUGGCCACUUAGGUAAGGCAUGGGAAUGGAAGGCAAGCAGACUUAUACUGAAUGCAGGUAUGUCAAGAAGCAGAUUUUGGUGGCAGCAAGAUGUAAGCAACUCUUAGUCAAUAAGGUGGGAUUGACUACACUAUGGGGGCAUUCAACUAGCUCUGGUAUUCUCCGAGCUGCUGAAAUCGCCCCUCCCCCCUUUGUAUUCAAUUGCGGGCCGUUUUUGCCCGUUUUGCCUUUUUUUGGGGGGGGGGGGGGUUGUGAAAAGGCAUUGGCAAAAAAUGCCUCAAAGUCGGCAAAAAUGGCCCGCAUUUUUGCCUGAGCACGUGAGAGAAGAUGUGGAUUCGCCGAUCCACAUGUUUUUCACUCUUGCUGAAUUUAUCACGUAGGCAAAAAAAGUCCCUGCUACUGAAUAGGGCGAAUCCCCAUUCGACGUAAAAAUAUCAAAAAGUUCAGCUUUUUCGCGUAGGCUAAAAAAACAGACCUAAUUGAAUACCCCCCUAUAUAGGGGGAAAUAUAUAUAACCUUCCAAAGAAUGGAGAAGUGGAGAAGUUGCCCAUAGCAACCCAUCAUUUUAUACAAUGUACUUGAUAAAUGUUGGCUAUUAGCCAGUUGCCUUCUGUGUGCAACUUCUCCACUCUUUAGAAGGUUUGACACAUUUCCCCCCUUAUCUGUCUGAAUAACAGGCUUCCUGACAGUCUGCUUUGCUGUGCAUAAAAGUUCAGUGUAGCUGGGCCCUCCCAUCAAUCAUAUAUACUUAAAUUGGUCUUUUGCGGUAAACGUUGCUAUUUCCUUGCCUUGUGAACAUGAUGCUUGUGCAAAAUACUCAGCAACUUAUUUGUACUGCUUAGCAGAAGUGGAAGAAGACUGGAUUUUCCUAGGAGAAAGAUUAUAAAUUCAACAUCCAUUUAACAACCAGGGAGCUGAGGUAAUUAAUAAAUAAAUAAAUAA